Closterium sp. NIES-65 is the source of this 2658-nucleotide messenger RNA. The record is from the annotation of a GenBank genome assembly. Lineage: Eukaryota; Viridiplantae; Streptophyta; Zygnematophyceae; Desmidiales; Closteriaceae.
AUGACGCUUCGAUCGGUUCAGCGGUCGCAGCGCCGAAGCUCCACCGGCGCGCAGCCAGCGCAACGGACACCCAGCCACAACGAGAAGCGCAGCGGCACGCCAGAUGCGGCGCGCGCGGGGGUGAGGUACAAGCGGAGGAAGACCCUCAGCGACGCUCGCGCAACGCGCGGGCGAUCCGCCGAAGAGGCCGAUGACAGCGAGCGACCGGCUCGACGCGCCUCGCUGCGCGUCGCGGGAGGCGGGAAAGACGGCGCGAAGAAGGCGAAGCGGAAGGAGCGGGAGGAGAAGCCGGUGUCGUUAGUUCUCCCGCCAAUUCCCAGCAGCGCCGGCCCGUUGUUCCAAGUCCGCGCCGGCCUCACAGGUCGCGCCUCCCUCCGCCUCUCCCUCUCACCUCUCUUCCCAACGCCACACAGGCGAACCAACCAUCUCGUUUCCGUCUUCCCAUCUGAUGCUGACGUGGCACCAGACUUCAGAGCGCGCCAGCUGGCGAUGGCGGUGGAGGCGGGCGUCACGAGCGAGGUGGUGUGGGCGCUCAACGCGCUGCAGCUGAUCAGCUUCUCUCUCAAGGACACGUGGCAGCAGGGGGCUGGCCCGCUCAGCAAGGCGCCACAACUGCUUUCAGCCUUAGUAUCAGUGGUACUGGUCUUGCACGCCUCAUCACCGCUUUGCACCCCACCUAGCCGAUCGUCGUGUCUGCCUACAUCCGUUCUCGUCCCUUCGCUUCGUUCACUCACAUGUGCUGCUCUCCGCCACCCAAUUCUCCACCCCACACCCGCAACCUCCCAUUUGCCCCCCCCCACCUUUCUUCUCCGCCGCCCUCUUUCCCGCUUUACCGCCACCCGCCUUGCCACUCCUUUCGAAACUCCUCAGGUGGCGUCGUGGCGCGCCUGCUCGCUCGAAAUAACUGACGCUGCCACGUGGCGAGCCAUGAGAGGAGGGCCCGAGGGCGGCGGCCCAGCCGACAGUGAACCCCCUGGGAGGGGCGGUGGCGGCAGCAGGAGCAGCGGAUCGGGGCGGCUCUCGCGCGUGCUGCAUGACCCCCUAGGGGAGCGCAUUCGCACCUACUUCCCGCACUCCGCGGGUCCGCCCCUGCCUGCGCGCCCCAUCUCCGCCCUGCACCCGCCAUCCGCGGACGACCCUCUUGCCUCCGCUGCUGCUGGCGCUGGCGGUAUGAGCGCGUAUGGGCGCGGGCACAGGGGAGGCGGGGUAGAGUCGCGCGGGGGGGAAGCAGGUGGGGAGGCGGGCGGAGGGAGGGGGGAGGAUGGGGGAGUCGUGGCGGGAGUGGGGGUGGGGGGGAAGGCGGAAGGGGACGAGGUGGGGGACGGGGGUUGCGGGGAGGCGGGGCUGAGUGCAGAGGAGCGGGAGGUGUGGUGGGCGGAGCGGGCACUCUUCAACCACAGCAGCAGCGCCAGCAGCACCGGGGGAGGCAGGGGCGGGGGCAGCAGUGCGGGGGAGCGGGUGCAGUGUGCAGUGGCGGCGAGCAGUGUGCUGCGCAACCUCUCCUUCCUGCCGCACUGCGCCUCCGCCAUGGCCGCCCUGCCCGCGUGUGUGGCCAUGCUCGUGGGCGCCCUGGAGGACUUUCAACGCGAGGACGAGGAGGUGGUGAGCAAUGCAGUCGACACGUUCGCCAACAUCGCAGCCGCCAUCGACCUCUCCUCCUACCCCGCCCACCAACCGCCCCUCCCCUCCUCCGCCACCCCCCUCUCCUCUGCGCUGCCAGCGACGCUCUCAUCAGCAGCACCUGCCCUGCCCGCCUCUCUCACUCGCUCCGCAGCGGCGCACCCCGGGGGGGACACGGGCCCGCAUGGCAUGGCAGUGGGGGCUUCUGGGAGUGGUGCGGAUGGUGGCGCUGAUGCUGCUGCUGGGGGCGAAGGGUGUCGUGGAGUAAUGAGUGUGGAGAGGGUGCUGGGGGCGCUGGCGGCGCUGCUGCAGGGCCCCGUGGUGGCGUGGCAGGCGGCAGCAGCAGAGGCGUGGGGGCGCCUGCUGCUGUGCCGCGAUAACGACCUGCUGCUGCUCCCCGCCGCCGGGCCCCUGCAGGUGUACCGGCAGGUGGCGCUGCUGCUGGCCUCUGCUGACCCCCACGUGCAGGCCACUGCGCUCUCCUGCAUCCUCCCCUUCACCCCCUUUCCUCCCCCCCCACCCCCCUUCCUUCCCCCCCACCCCCCUUCCUUCCUCCCCACCCCCCUUCCUCCCCCCCCACCCCCGUUUCCCUCCCCCCACCUCCCUUCCUCCCCCCCCCACCCCCCUUUCUCCUCCCACAGUCUUCUCCCGCGCCUGCUUGCGCUGGUAACCGCACCGCACCCAUUACAGCGAGUGGUGCGGCGGGCAGCAGCAAUGCUACUGUGUCUGGCAAGGGAGCCGCGCACACACGCCGCCUUCCAACCCCUCCUCUCCUCCCUCACCCGCGCUGCCUUCGCCUCCGCCCCUCCUGCCCCUCAUGCUGCUGCUGGUGCUGCUGGUGCUGGUCCUGCUGCUGGUGCCGCGGUGGGUGAUGCUGCCGCUGCAAGUGGUGGUGGCAAGGAGAAGGGCGGUGGGGAAGCGGAGGUGAGUGCGGCGCUGGCAGAGGUGGUGUGGCGCGUGUCGUGUGAGCCGGGGGCAGAUGACUGGCGCUUGCCUCAAGGGGAGAAUGUGUGGGGCGCACGAGAGUGUGACAUGUGA